Molecule: messenger RNA, 2721 nt
Organism: Caenorhabditis briggsae
Lineage: Eukaryota; Metazoa; Nematoda; Chromadorea; Rhabditida; Rhabditidae
Exons: 8
Coding region: 1-2721 (906 amino acids)
Biological process (GO): regulation of translation; cellular response to amino acid starvation
Cellular component (GO): cytosol
Molecular function (GO): protein kinase regulator activity
Source: RefSeq, a predicted model, not a curated record
AUGUCGGAUGAUGAGGUGAAGAACGUCGAAACCGACGAGAAUCAAGAGAAAACCACCAGGAACGAGGAGGAUGAUCUCAAAGAAGAAGGUCGUCGCUUCCAGGGAGCUGUCAAUGAUCCGAGUCUUCGAGUCCACGGAAUGUCUUAUACUGCUCUUUCGAAGAUUCUAGAGCGUGUAGAGGAAGUUCCAGCUCCAUUCGUCAAGGGGCUCGUUAAGAUGAGUGUCAGCAGCUCGAUUCGCUUGUAUGGACAGCCGAAAUCGUUUCAGCACGUCCACCGUCUCCUUCGCGUCCUUGCCAUGCGUGAUUACAGUACCACCCUGAAGACCCUCCUCCAAACCAUUCAAUCUGCUCUCCCACUGGCUUCCAACCUCUCCGAGUCCAAAUCUUUAUCUCAAGUCCCUACUGCCAAAUGGCUUGUGGACAUUUUGGCUUCUGGAACAGCCGAAAUCCUUCAAGAAAAUUCCCUAGAAAUCGUUGGAGCCCUUGGAACUAUCUCCUACUGGAUGAGUGGAAGCGAUAAGGCUUGGAAGAUCUUCACCAAGAAAUUCGCAAGGAUUCUAACCCAAUUAUUGCCGAUUCUAGAGUCUAAAAUUGUCGAAUUCUCUAAGGAAAACCCAGAAAAGGCGUUGGCCCUCAUUGCGGCAAUGGGAACAUCCUCAACAUCCUCAAAAUCUGAAGCUCUCCUUCAAAAUUUCACUGAUCUACUAUCUAAAACUUUUUUGCUGGCUAAACUCCGCCCACCACAAUUCCUAGUGGAUCGCUCUUCAAAAAUCGUCAAAUUCCUUCAAGAAAAGCCACAUUUCACCGAGAAUCUUCUCCCCAACAUCAAAAAAGCCCUCCUGCGUUCCCCUGAAAUCUCCAUCUUCGGAAUUCAGGGAAUCAUUGAAAACGUGGAUUUCCCUCUGGACGCUUGUGCACAAGAUUUGCUCAAAUCUACAGUAUCCGCUCUCUCCAACGCGGACUCUGGCAUCAGAGAAGCGGCAAUUGGAGUGGCAGUGGCGUUGACGAGAAAAUCUGGGCUCCCGGUGAUUCAGAAGAUUCUGAAUACCCUUUUCGAUCAAUUCUCUGCUGCCAAGGCUCCAGAAGUGAAGAUUUCAUUGAUGGAGGGAAUUGGAAGAGUUGCUGGAACUGUCGAGCUGGCUGAAAUCGAUAAACUGUGUGAUGAGGUUCUGGGAAAGACGGCGAAGGCUGAUAAGGAGUCCCACGACGGAACUAUUGAGUCUCAAUGGAAUGCUGCUGUCGAGUGGGCAGUUCGUCUCUCGAAACCAUCCGCAGCACUGACAACCGCAUUCAAAGAGGCAUCAAAAUUACAGCCAGCAGUGAAAUAUAUUGCCUAUAGAGCUCUGGCUGAUAUCAUAGAGAGAAGAUCCAUGACAAGUCUGCCAGAGGGAAUAGAUGCGAAACCACUGCUGGCCGAACUCGAAACAGGACCCAAAGGAGAGCUCUGCUCUAUUGGAUUGGCUCUGUUGAUGCUGAGAACCGCCAAGAAGGGAUCCAUCGAUCACACGAAGGCGUGGAGUAGAGCGUCUCAUGCUGAUGCUCUUUACAAGGAAAAACCACUCUCCCAAACCAAAUGGCAAGAAGCUGUCGCCUGGACCAAGCUCGUGGAAAUCGUGAUCCUUGAUCGUCCAGUCAUCGACAAGACAGCCGCUCCGAACUUCUCUCAACCCGCUCUCAAGUCCCUCUCCCUUUUGGUAUUCUGGCCAGAUUGGAGAGUCAGACGACAGGCGUCGAAGAGUCUUCUGAACAUUCUGAAUAUCGAGAAGGCGUUAUUCGCAGAAGCCCUAGCUGAUUUGAUCUUCUUGGAGACGACGAAUGGAACGAUUGAUCAGUUGUUGAGACGAGUUCCAGGCUGUCCAACACCAACCGACUCUUGGCAGGUACCUGGAGAAUGGUACGUGUCCACUCUGAAACAUCUUCUGACCCCGAAAGAACCGGAACUGGACAAGCUGGCCAUCCACACCCUUCUCCUUGCUUCUAUCCAGCGAUUGGUCGAGGUUGAUGGAUCCGUUUGGUUGCGAUGGGUCCACGAGCAUCGGGAAUCCAAGACAUGGCAAGCCAGUGAGCUAUUCCGGGAGACUGCGAUUCAGAGGGUCCUCCAGUGCAAGGAUCGUGGAGUUAGAAACACCGCUUUGAUCACCCUGGUGGCCCUGCACGACGAACGCCUUCGUCAGGAACUCUGGAAGCACGUGGAGGCGAACAUUCGAGAGUUGGAAGUCAAGGAUUACGGUAGAAUCACGGAGAACGAGAUGGCGAUUUACAAGUGUCCAGAAGGGCAGCUCUACAAUACGAGAGUCCUGGAUUUCGAUGAAGCCGCUGGAAUCAAGGGCACCAAAGGAACGAGUAUCGAGGAUCAGCUCGCUGAGAUUCAAUUGAUUCGAGAACUUGCUGAAAAGCGACGAAAAGAAGGAAAACUGUCAGCUAAGCAGAAGCAAGUGAUGGAUAAGGAGUUGGCUGCAGAGAAGGAGACUCGAGAUGCUAUUAAAGGAUUGUUCGAGACAGCUGAAGCCAAAUUGAACGAAGCUAGAGCUAUGGUCAUGGCCGAUGCUGCUGGAGCGUUCGCGAGAUCCGACCUCCUGUUCGACUACUGUAUGCCUCUGACUCGCUCGCUUCUCGUUGCCGAACAAGCCGCCUGUCUAUUCCUCGCCUAUCGUGACGCCUGUUUCGAGCAUUCCGAUGAUUAUUUGGGUGAGCGUUUUCAAAAGCCUUUUUGCCAUUGA